GAAACAGAUAGCUUCAGUUACGCGGCCUUGGAGAACAGUGACUUUCCCUCUUUUCUUACCAUCACGCCGCAAUCAUGGCCGUCGCAGAGAGCGAGUCGGUCUUUACGCCGGCUACGAGUCGGAAUACUCGUGGCAUGCUUCGAGUUAUUAUUCUUGCUUUGAUUGCUGCUGCUGCUGUCUCAAGUCGUCUCUUCUCCGUUAUUCGAUUCGAGAGCAUCAUCCACGAGUUCGAUCCCUGGUUUAACUUUCGAGCGACAAAAUACCUGGUCCAGAAUGGCUUCUACAGCUUCUGGGACUGGUUCGACGACCGUACCUGGCACCCUCUUGGUCGAGUCACUGGUGGCACCCUCUACCCUGGUUUGAUGGUCACCAGCGGCGUCAUCUACCAUGCUCUCCGCUUCCUCACCCUUCCCGUUGACAUUCGGAACAUCUGCGUGCUGUUGGCACCUGGCUUUUCUGGCCUCACCGCGCUUGCCACCUACCUUUUGACUUCCGAGAUGGUCACUUCCCCCUCCGCUGGUCUCCUCGCCGCUGCUUUCAUGGGCAUCACACCGGGUUACAUCUCACGUUCGGUGGCUGGCAGUUACGAUAACGAGGCAAUUGCCAUCUUCCUUCUUGUUUUCACUUUCUUCCUGUGGAUCAAGGCAGUGAAGAAUGGAUCCAUGUUCUGGGGCGCGUUGACCGCGUUGUUCUACGGUUACAUGGUCUCUGCUUGGGGAGGCUAUGUCUUCAUCACAAAUUUGCUACCUCUACACGCAUUUGUGCUUAUUUGUAUGGGAAGAUAUAGCGCUAGGCUGUACGUCAGCUAUACCUCUUGGUAUGCGCUUGGAACGCUUGCUAGCAUGCAAAUUCCCUUUGUCGGAUUCCUGCCGAUCAGGAGUAGCGAGCAUAUGUCAUCCUUGGGUGUCUUUGGGCUCAUCCAACUUGUUGCGUUUGUCGAUUAUGUUCGCGCACAAUUGCCCAGCAAGCAGUUCCAGACGCUCCUCCGCGCAAUCGUCCUAUUUGUAUUCGUGGUUGCGUUCGGUGGACUCGUUCUUCUAACAGUUUCCGGUGUCAUUGCUCCCUGGACUGGCCGUUUCUACUCUCUCUGGGAUACCGGCUAUGCCAAGAUUCACAUCCCAAUCAUCGCGUCCGUCUCGGAACAUCAACCUACCGCAUGGCCUGCCUUCUUCUUUGAUCUCAGCAUGAUGAUUUGGCUCUUCCCAGCCGGUGUUUACAUGUGCUUCAAGCGCCUGACAGAUGAGCAAGUGUUUAUUGUCAUCUAUGCUGUCCUUGCAAGUUACUUCGCAGGUGUCAUGGUUCGACUCAUGCUUACCCUGACCCCAAUUGUCUGCGUUGCAUCUGCCAUGGCCUUUUCCCAAAUUUUGGACACUUAUCUCGAUACUAAGACGCCCAAGGUUGAUUCUAAAGAAACCGGAUCAUCGGAUGCUGCCAAGGUGGCAGCAGCAGCAGUCUUGCCCGACGGUCUGAGAUCGACACGCAAGCCCGUUGUUGGAAUCUAUUCAUACGCCUCUAAACUGACCGUCGUUGGAGCAUCUGCAGUCUACCUGUUGCUUUUCGUUUUGCACUGCACCUGGGUGACCUCGAAUGCCUAUUCUUCUCCUUCCGUUGUGCUCGCCUCGAGAUUGCCCGACGGCAGCCAGCAUAUCAUCGACGAUUACCGAGAGGCGUAUUAUUGGCUCCGACAGAACACUCCAGACAAUGCAAAGAUCAUGUCAUGGUGGGAUUACGGCUACCAGAUUGGAGGCAUGGCUGACCGACCUACAUUGGUUGAUAACAACACUUGGAACAACACCCACAUUGCCACAGUUGGUAAGGCCAUGAGCUCGCGGGAGGAGGUCAGCUACCCGAUCAUGCGCCAGCACGAAGUAGAUUAUGUCCUCGUUGUUUUUGGUGGUCUCUUGGGCUAUUCUGGCGACGAUAUUAACAAAUUCCUGUGGAUGGUCCGCAUCGCAGAGGGCAUCUGGCCGGAGGAGGUCAAGGAGCGGAACUUCUUCACACCUCGUGGUGAAUACCGCGUUGAUGAAGAGGCAACACCUACUAUGAAGAACAGCUUGAUGUACAAGAUGUCGUACUACAACUACAACUCAUUGUUCCCCGCUGGCCAAGCCCAGGACCGCGUCCGUGGUGCACGUCUGCCUGCGCAGGGACCCGAACUCAGCACCAUUGAGGAGGCGUUUACUAGCGAGAACUGGAUCAUUAGGAUAUACAAGGUCAAGGACCUUGACAAUUUCGGUCGUGACCACCAGAGCGCGACAUCCUUUGAAAAGGGGCAUAAGAAGAAGCGCACGGCGAAGAGGAAGGGCCCAAGGGUCUUGAGGGUGGAUUAAGCAGUGAGGCUUCUUUUACCAAAAAAAUCUCCCUUUGUAGUGAGGUACGAGAAGGGAUUUUGUUGUCAUAGAGAUGAUUGGGAACCUUGUAAAAAUUAUAACUUGCCGGACAAUUACUUAUACUUACUAGGGCGUUCUUGGAGAAGGGGAAAGAAAUGAAGAAAAAGAACCAAAUCAACUCCCAUCCCGCAAUGAUUCAACAAAAGCUAUCAACUGGUUGUCUGAAUAAUUGAAGUGUGUAGUACAGUGGGUAAAGAAAUGAGCAUUCAAGUGGUGGGAUCUAGGUAGGGUCUGACCACGCACAUGCACGUUCGCCAGCUCAUUCUGUACCUACCUACCUAAGGUACCUAAUAUAUUGUUACAGCGGGAGGUUUGCGAUCAGAUACUUGCAGGCAGAGAUGAG
Molecule: messenger RNA, 2733 nt
Organism: Aaosphaeria arxii CBS 175.79
Lineage: Eukaryota; Fungi; Ascomycota; Dothideomycetes; Pleosporales
Product: glycosyltransferase family 66 protein
Exons: 5
Coding region: 75-2330 (751 amino acids)
Biological process (GO): post-translational protein modification
Cellular component (GO): membrane
Molecular function (GO): dolichyl-diphosphooligosaccharide-protein glycotransferase activity
Source: RefSeq, a predicted model, not a curated record